Messenger RNA from Castor canadensis (American beaver), 608 nucleotides. RefSeq names its product C-C motif chemokine ligand 15 (gene Ccl15). Gene Ontology annotation, biological process: positive regulation of cell migration; cell chemotaxis; positive regulation of GTPase activity. The record is from RefSeq and is a predicted model, not a curated record. Gene Ontology annotation, molecular function: CCR chemokine receptor binding; chemokine activity. Gene Ontology annotation, cellular component: extracellular region. Lineage: Eukaryota; Metazoa; Chordata; Mammalia; Rodentia; Castoridae.
ACAAGGGCAGGCCAGAGAGUCAGGGAACAGUGAGCCCAGGUGCCCCCAGGCCAGCUCUGCCUGCCCACUGGGAGGAUGGAGAUCUCCGUGGCUGCCCUCUCCUUCCUCAUCCUUGCUGCUGCCUUUGGAUCCCAGGCCCGGGUCAUACAUGAUACACUAGAAGAAAUCCUGAGAACAGAGCAUCAACUUGAAACACCAGUUAUCAGUGAAGGCUUUCAUGUUCCUGCUGAUUGCUGCUUCUCCUAUACUUCACAAAGAAUCCGAUGUUCAUUCAUUAGAGAUUAUUUUUUAACGAGCAGUGGAUGCCCCCAGCCAGGUGUCAUCUUCCUCACCAAGAGAGGGAAACAUGUCUGUGCCAACCCCCAUGAUUUGAGAGUUCAGAGAUGCAUGACAGACCUGAGCCUGGCCUCAAUGACAAAUGACCUGGGAAUAAUAAGACUCGAUGGAAGAGAAGGGGUAUAAGCAGCCCCUUAUACAGCCACCCCACUACCAGUUCUCUUGCCCCAGCUACCUCUUGGGAGUUUCUUCGCUUGUUUUUUAAAAACAGUUAUUCUGCUAUUCUGAUUUAAAGCAAUGCACCUAAUAAACUGUAUAAAUUCAGCUUGACA